GUUUGGCAAUACAACUGGCACAACAUCUCUUUUCUCAUCUCUUGAAAAACAAAACAAAACAAAACAAAAACCAACAGAGAAAAAAAAAUACCUUAAGAAUAAAGGUAAUGAUUAAUCUAUCAGGCACAAAAAGGAUCGUUUUGGGGAUUUCAGAUUCUAACUCGCAAAGUCAGAUAAAUAACAGUGAACAGGGGAUGACAAUUGCACCAGAAGAGGAUUAAGUCACGGGCUGUAAUUGGGACAGCGUUUGUACAGUCAGAGAAUCUCACCAGACAUCUCCAGGAAUCUGUGAGCAGUCGUCAAAACUUCCAUUUUCACGUGCGAGUGAAGGAGGGACCAGAAGAAGCAGGUACUGGUGGAGAGAGUGGUCCUUGGAGAAACCCACGAUGCAGCCUGGGAAGGGGCGAAAGGGGAAAAGCUUCAAGCAGAGACUGGUCUUGAAAAGCAGCUUAGCUAAAGAGACAAUCUCUGAGUUCUUGGGCACCUUCAUAAUGAUUGUCCUUGGAUGUGGCUCUGUCGCCCAAGCUAUCCUUAGUCGAGGACACUUUGGAGGAAUUGUCACCAUCAAUGUUGGAUUUGCCAUGGCAGUUGUAGUGGCCAUUUAUGUGACUGGAGGUGUCUCGGGUGGCCACAUCAACCCAGCUGUGUCUUUUGCAAUGUGUCUCUUCGGACGAAUGAAAUGGUUCAAAUUUCCUUUUUACGUGGGAGCCCAGUUCUUGGGAGCCUUUGUGGGAGCUGCAACCCUCUUUGGCAUUUACUAUGAUGGACUUAUGGCCUUUGCUGGUGGAAAAUUGCUCAUUGUGGGAGAAAAUGCAACAGCACACAUUUUUGCAACAUACCCAUCUCCAUAUCUGUCUCUGACGAAUGCAUUUGCAGACCAAGUAGUGGCCACCAUGUUCCUCCUCAUGGUUGUCUUUGCCAUUUUUGACUCCAGAAACUUGGGAGUCCCCAAAGGCUUAGAGCCCAUUGCCAUUGGCCUCCUGAUUAUUGUCAUUGCUUCUUCCUUGGGACUGAACAGUGGCUGUGCCAUGAACCCAGCACGAGACCUGAGUCCCAGACUUUUCACAGCUUUGGCAGGAUGGGGGUUUGAGGUCUUCACGACAAGAAUUCUCUGUCCGGUUUGCGUUCUUGGGCACCUGGCACUAACAAAUCCUUUUCCGUACACCUGGCACCUGGCAGCGUCUAUUAAUGAGGAAACCAACGGGAUGUGGUAAUGUCCUUAAACACGGAGAUCUGAGGGGAGUGUUGUCACUAAGACAAAGGAACGGAAAGUCGGACAAACAUCAGCUUGCCCAAGAGGAGAAACUUCAUCAAUGAGAGAGCCCAGGAGUGUGGAGAAGAAAUGUUGGAUUCCACGCAGAAGCUCCCAAAAGCCCCUCCUAAAAGCUUCUACAUUUUCCAGCUUGCCUUGUUUCUGCCCGAGUGAAUGAUCAGGCGUUGAAAACUAUUCUAUUGGCCGUGUUGGGGCAUAUAAUGCUCCCUUUCAAAUGCUGGGAGGCUGACCUUUCAAAAGAGGUGACAAAGUUCUUCUGAUUAAAGACCCACUUGAAGGAAAGUAAUGGGGAGUGGGGAAGAAUGAAAGAACAGGAGGGAAUGAUGGAAAGAGACUGUGGCUGAUUUCUAGCAGGUGGGUGGAGAAGUAAGCGGGGGGACCUAAAUUCAGAAGGGCCAGGCAUGCCAGAGGAGAGGAAGCGGGCUUUAUCAUCAAAGAGCAGAAGCCCUACAGCCCCUGGCCGCACCAGCAGCUGGCAGAGAGCCCCUGGCCAGGAGAUCUGUGCCGAGACUGAAAGGGAGAGGGGUCAGUCUUAGAAACUGCAGGUCUGGGAAACAAACUGAGGGCUUCAGAGGGGAGGAGAGGUGGGGGAAUGGGAUAGACUGGUGAUGGGUAGUAAGGAGGGCACGUAUUGCAUGGUGCACUGGGUGUUAUACGCAACUAAUGAAUCAUCAAACUUUGCAUCAGAAACCAGGGAUGUACUGUAUGGCAACUAACAUAAUAAAAAAACAUUAAAAAAAAAAAAAGAAACUGCAGGUCUAGCUGAGGACAGGAGCAAGUCGUCUGGGCUGAAAAUAGUAGGAGUGAUUGAAAGUCUGCAGAUGGAGUGAUUGGGACCCAGGCAUCACCCUCUGCCCCAGACGGAUGCUGAUUGCAGGCCCCACCCCAACCCCAGCCAGUGGAGGAGUUUUCCCCCCCCAGAAAAAGGGAAUGGCCACAGAGGAAGGACCUCCACGUGCCUCCCUCCCUCUGCCCCUUAUACACAAACAUAACUCCCAGAACUCCGAGUCAGUUUAUUUAUGCCACAAUCUCAAAUACAAACCGACAACCAAGGAUCAUCAACCAUUGGAGGAAAUUUCCUACCUUUCCCAGGAAGCCCCCCUCCCCUACCUGAAAAUGACCAAAAUAGACAGGGAAAAAAGAAAAAAAAAAAAACUGUAUGAGGGGCGCCUGGGUGGUUCAGUUCGUUAAGCGUCUGCCUUUGGCUCGGGUCAUGAUCCCAGGGUCCUGGAUGGAGGCCCAGAGUCCCACGUGGGAUUCCCUACUCAGCAGGGAGUCUGUUUCUCCCUCUCCCUCUGCCCCUACCCCUCUCCUUCUCUCUCUUUCUCUCUCUCUCUUGCUUUCUCUCUCAAAUAAAUAAAAUCUUUUUUAAGAAAAUAAGCUAUAUGUAUAGGUAAUAAUGUCUGAUCCAGGGGGGAAAAACAUUGAAACUUCUAAUUAGAUCCUUAAAUACAUGCAAGAAAACAUCACCUACUCUGCGUCCUGUUAAAAAGAAAAGCAGCCCCCAAACACAAGCAUUUAUGCUAGGCCCUGUCAGCAACUGGGGCUAAAUACUGAACCUAAUUACGGUUUCAGCCUCCCCCAGAAACACAGUCUGAACCGGUCAGUCAGGAAUUUUCUGGUCAGCAGCAAUGAGGUCAUCUGUCACAUGGGCCUUCUCCAUCCCCCAAAGGAAGAUGAGGUCAUCCACCUAAGGGAAGGUGACUCGGCCUGAAACAGUCCUUUCUUUUCUUUGGCUAAUAACUUCUUGCCCCACCCUCCUUGCUGUGAAGUCCUCCCAUGUUGUACAGCUCCCGGGAGCAUCUCUCUGCUUGCUGGCUGGGUGGGAUGCUGCCGCAUUCACCAAUUGCUUAAGAAAGCCAAUUAGAUCUUCCAAUGCACUCGGGCUCAAUCUUGGUUUUUUUAACAUCCCCCCAAGAGAAGAAAAUACAAUUAAAGUGAAACAACUACAGGACAAAAUCUUGGAAAUUUUAAGCAUGUUUCCAAAAUAAAAGCCCAAUAGAAGGCGUAAAAUAUAAAAUAUACUUUGUU
Messenger RNA from Ailuropoda melanoleuca (giant panda), 3304 nucleotides. It is a transcript of the gene AQP9, whose product is annotated as aquaporin 9. The record is from RefSeq and is a predicted model, not a curated record. Lineage: Eukaryota; Metazoa; Chordata; Mammalia; Carnivora; Ursidae. The transcript is spliced from 7 exons. Gene Ontology annotation, molecular function: glycerol channel activity; water channel activity; urea transmembrane transporter activity. Gene Ontology annotation, cellular component: plasma membrane; basolateral plasma membrane. Bases 387 to 1214 code for a protein of 275 amino acids. Gene Ontology annotation, biological process: glycerol transmembrane transport; water transport.